AUGAUUUCUCCCAAUUCAACAAAGUCAGGUACUACUCAUGUUCUUUCAUGCUAUGGAGCUACUCGAGGCAGCAGAACAUUAUGCCACACGGAGAUGGGGAUGGCCAUGCCCGCGCUGAUGCCGUCGAUCGUCGGUGAGAGCAUCACCGUCAACAACGGCUCCAGCAACCUCUCCAGGAGCUCCUCGGGCGACACCAACUCCAACAUCAUGUUCUUCACGCCCAGAAGCAAAAAAGCGAAGGUGCUCAUCGACAGCGACGACGGCAUGGUCACCAGCCUCAGCAAAAUCGAAUCCCAAUUUGGCAUGUCAACCACGUCUUUAGACAUGUCCGGCAUGGACGACUAUCUGCAGCUGCAGCAAUACUUCAUCGCAUGCACAGUCCGCACCAAGCGUGGCUGCGCCACUCACCCGCGAAGCAUCGCUGAGAGGAUUAGAAAGAAGAGCAAGGAAUAG
Molecule: messenger RNA, 453 nt
Organism: Triticum turgidum subsp. durum (durum wheat)
Lineage: Eukaryota; Viridiplantae; Streptophyta; Magnoliopsida; Poales; Poaceae
Source: the annotation of a GenBank genome assembly